AGUAAAAACGAGAGGGUGAAUGAAAGCAAGAGGGACGAAGCAAAAAGAGCAGAAAGAGAAUACGGCAGGGGAAGAUUUUUUGUAAUACAAACUGGAAACUCUGAAAUAGAAAUGACAGCAGGAGGGGUGCUUUUAGCUUUACUCUUGUUCCUGAGUGCCAGUGUGCCAUGUUUCUCAGUGUACAACAGUGGCGAGUGUUUCUUCAACACAAAAGGGAGCUGUGAACACAUGGGGAAGGUGUUUGAUAUAGGAGAGAGCUGGGUAACCAGUGACUGUUACCAGUGUGUCUGCAUGGAGCCUUUUGGAGUAGGAUGCUGUGAACACGGAUCUCAACCUGUGGACUACCCUGAUUGGUGCGAGAUCAUACGUAAACCUGACUCUUGUACGAGUGUUGCGGUGAUGAGGGUCAAUCAUAAACUACCCUGCCUCUGGGGACGAGGCCGUCUUAGACCGGCCUCAGGACAGCCAUGGAAGUCUGACAAUGAUCCUAUGUUUUGAGUUCAGCAAAUGAUCCAAAAAUAGCAAUAUUACUAUGUGUUGUGUUCUCUUGAAAUUGUACUGUUGAUGUGUGUUAUUGAUGACUCUGUCAUGGGUCUGAUUUAUUUAUUGUUAAUGCCUUAGGCUUGAAUUAA
Molecule: messenger RNA, 632 nt
Organism: Notolabrus celidotus (New Zealand spotty)
Lineage: Eukaryota; Metazoa; Chordata; Actinopteri; Labriformes; Labridae
Product: prostate-associated microseminoprotein
Exons: 4
Coding region: 112-498 (128 amino acids)
Source: RefSeq, a predicted model, not a curated record